GCAAAAGCCAAAGAAGAAGAAAGAGAAUUGGGUGGGGGGCAUAAUAUUAGAAUAAAUGUGCAGACCACAAGUUGACAAAUUCCAGUCACUGUUGUUCUUGAACAAGUCAUUUGUUGUUGUUGGUUCCUGGGUUCUCUGAGUGUGGGGGAAUUAAAAAGGAAAGAUCUUUCUGUGUUUGGGAUAUGGGAAAUUGAAAAGGAAACCUCUUUCUCUGAUUUUCUCAUCAGAUUCUGCUCCAGCAGCAGAUCUGAUUUGCUCUGUGACAGUAAUCUCAGUUUUCUUAUAUAUAUAUAUAUAUAUAUAUAUAUAUAUAUUUUUUUUUUCUGAUUGUUUAAUGUUAGUUCAGAACAGAAGUACCUACUUUUGUUGCUGCUGUUUUGUAUUGCGGCUGUGAAGUUUGAUGGAGUUGGAUUGGUUUGUGGGUCAUCGGAAAUUUUGGUGAAUUUGUAGGGCAAUCCUGAGAAAGCCUUGUGGAAGAUUAUUAACCAUAUGAGGAAUGGGAACUGAAGUGCAGUUGAAGAUGUAUUUCCCGGAAUAUUGUUCCAUACAGAAUCUAAGCAGCAAUGUCGGCCAUGGGAGCUGGUCCCUACUCCACGAGAACACAAACUUGAAGAAUGGGCAACAAUACGAAGUGUUCUUGACAAGGCCAGUUAUUGAUGGAUUUCACGGACACGAUAAGGAGCAACUGAGGCAAACUAUUCUGAAGCAUGAGACAAUUUUCAGGCAUCAGCUCAAUGAACUCCAUCGUCUUUACGAAAGGCAAAAGGACCUGAUGAACGAGAUCAAAAGCAAAGAGCUUCUUAAACAUCAAAAAGUAGCAGGGAUAUCACAAUCAACUUUCUCAUCAUCCGGCUUUCCAACUGGAGACGACAGAAAGAGUUGGCAUAUUUCUAAUUUAGCCUUGUUGGAUUCCAGUUAUGGUAGGCAAUCUACAUCGAGUACCUGUAUCAGCCAACCUCCUCGCGAUUCUAUUGGAAAAACCCUGCAAAACAGCUGUGUCCCCAGCCAAAGUAGAGUAGGGAUGAAGGACUACGAAUCUUCGGAUUCCAGAGUGAAGAAGCCUCGAAGAAGAUUGUUCAAUCUUGAACUUCCAGCCGAUGAAUACCUCAGUGAUGAAGAAGAACCAGAAGGAGGUUUGGGGUCGGGAACAGACAAAUCUGGCUAUAACAAUAGUGUGUCGAGCUCUGGUUUGCAUUUAGUAAGAAGCAAUGGUUUGGCUGAUCUGAAUGAACCUAUUCAGAUAGACAAAGUGUCUGCCUCAACUUCUGUCGUUAUGUCUGGCAACCAACCGAGCUCCAAAGAGGAGAUAGAAAGGCAGGUUUUAUCUGCAAAUGCGUACAAAGGCGUGUGGCCUUUUGCAAAGAAAUUCCCUGAAAACCCACAAACAGGGAAGGAUGGAAGAGUUGGUGAUCUGCAUUUAAAGAAUGAAAUCCAAAAAGAGUGGUCAACAAAUGCUCUCAGAGAUGAGCAAAUAAGAAGUUCUUCUGGCGGAAAGUUUGGUCUUCAAGAUUUUAAUAAGCCAUGUGAAUUGUCAGAAAACGAAGCUACGGUAACCUGUGCUCCUUCUGCUAAGCUUUUCACUUCUGAUCAGAAUAAAACGGAGAAACAAAUAAAGAGGACACUUUUUGGUAUAGAAAUCUCUGAAAGCGAUAUAAGUUCAUCUGCUAUGACUUCGCAAUCUGGUGCAGCCAUUUCCGAGUCAUCUCCUAAUUGGACAAUACCUCCAAGUAGCUUGAGCGAGAACUUAACAUCAAUUCAAGUAAGCACUUCCGUUAAUACCUCCACACAAUCUAAUAGGGCUUCAAUCAUGAUGCCACAAAGCAGUGAAGUUACCCGGGACAGAUUGCUUCUUGACUGUAAUUCAAUACCGUCAACUCCCAGUCUGAAAGACGAAGUGUCACACCAAAGCAGUUUUUUCUUCCGCACUAAGUUGGAGGCCAAUCAAUUACAGGCUUGGCACCCCUCAAUGAGCCUUGGCUGCCAAGGGAACCAUUCAACGUCAGGUCACCGGGUGGAUGUCAAACCUGCUAUUGAUGUGAAUGAUGUUCCUCCUAAUAAAUAUCUGCAUGGAGGAGCUUGUGAACAAAAUAUAAUUUCUCUCAAUGGGUUGAGGAACCAAGAAAGCCGACAAGGAAGAUUGCAUUGGCUUGAAGCACUGCCACUUUGUGAUGGCAAAUCUUCCAGAGAAAUUGAAAGCAGACGCACGUGUAGAGGGCAACUGAAAGCAGGCGGUCUGGUUCUAGACAAGGGAUUUUCAAAUGAGAAUUCUGAUCCAAGACACCAAAUAGAUUUAAAUAGAUGUUUAACUGAAGAAGAAACUGAAAUGACUGCUGCUUCCCCAGUUAUGAGGGCAGAAAUUGUGACAGAUUUGGAGGCACCUCUUGACUCACCCCAUGAGGGCUUUAUCAGAGUUGCAGCCGAGGCUCUAGUUGCCAUCUCAUCAUCCCAAGCUCCCGAUAUGCAGGAAAAAGCCACUUGUCGCAAUCUGGAGGCUUCAGAAAACAACUCCCUUCUUUGGUUUGCAGAAGUAAUUUCUUCACAUGAUGGAAAUCUUGACAAUGGAAAUGCAGCAGAGGUUAAGCAAACUUCCUGUGAUGAAGAGGCUUUUCCCGUUGACAUGGAUUUUUUUGAGCACAUGACAUUAAAUUUGGUGGAAACCAAAGAAGAGCAGCAAUGUUAUGUGCCUCCAAAUUCAGACAGCCUCACAGAAGAAGCGACAUUGUCGAAACGGCCACGAAGAGGCCAAUCGAGGAGGGGGAGGCAACAGAAGGAUUUCCAGAGAGAUGUACUUCCCAGUCUUGCUUCUUUGUCAAAAAAUGAGGUGAUCGAUGAUCUUCAAAUAAUUGAAGGGUUGAUUAGGGAAUCUGGUGGGAAUUGGCAAUCAAGUUUGUCAAAAAGAAAUUCUGGUAAGGGUGGUAGGGGAAGGGGGAGGAAACGUAUGGACACUCCCAUACCGUCUACUAAUGUGGCUGAAGUUUGCCAGCCCCAGAUUGAGCAACCAAAAUGCGAGGAGCUGCAGGGACCUGAGGAGAGAAAUUUAACUUGUUGGGGUAAGAGGACAAGGCGUCCACCACGGCAAAGAUAGCCGAUUGAUAAUUCUCCUAUUCCUCAAAAAUAAACAUGGAGAGGUCCUUUCCGUAGAGAUACUGAAGUUCAUCGGAGUAGAGUUAACAUGCGUGGAUCUGCCCUCGAAGUUUUUAAGCCGUGGAGUUGUAAUUGUACACAAUCCUUAAUUUGGUUUCCGGUAUUCUGAGUGAACUUGUAAGAUUAGUCAAAAUAAGUUUACAGAAGAAUUUGUUGAACUAAGAGAGUGUAACAUAAACUGCAGGAUCCUUCGAACUCAGAACCAUGAGCAAUUCUGUUUAGCAAUAUACGCUUCACUUUAGGCAAUUCAGUUUAGCAACAUAGAAUAUUCAAUUUAGCAAUAUAGAUUAUUGACUGUGGAAAAAUGCUGUUUCGAAGAAGUGUCCGACAUUGACAAGAAAAAUACAAAAAACAGAGCUCUUGUUUUUCGUAUA
Molecule: messenger RNA, 3518 nt
Organism: Malus domestica (apple)
Lineage: Eukaryota; Viridiplantae; Streptophyta; Magnoliopsida; Rosales; Rosaceae
Source: RefSeq, a predicted model, not a curated record